Cornus florida is the source of this 1369-nucleotide messenger RNA. Its product is annotated as GDSL esterase/lipase 1-like. NCBI's taxonomy places the organism in Eukaryota, Viridiplantae, Streptophyta, Magnoliopsida, Cornales, Cornaceae. The coding region runs from base 263 to 1369 and encodes 368 amino acids. The transcript is spliced from 5 exons. The record is from RefSeq and is a predicted model, not a curated record. Gene Ontology annotation, molecular function: hydrolase activity, acting on ester bonds.
CGAAUGUAUUUGCAUCAUUCAUGAAGUACACGAUGUACUCGGAUUCACAUAAUUUUAAGGCUUGUAAACUAUGAUAAUUUAAGAAUAUUAUGCUCAGAAGAUUUAAUUCGAACAUAGAUCCGGAAAUUAAGAUAGGAAUAUGGACUAGAAUAAGCAGUAAUACUCCACGUGUAUAAGGAGCAUUUCAUUUCCAAACAACUACUAUCUCUAUAUAAAGUGUGUGGUCUCACUUGGGAGAAGAAGAUGGACAAUUUUAACAUCUAUGGCUAUGGCAAGUGUGAAUUUCCACUACUCCUUUGUCCUCGUUUUCAUCGCAAUCCUUCUUAUUCCAAGCAAAUGCUAUGGUGAAUCCGUGAAACCCAGAUCAGGAUCGACCUUGUUCGUGUUUGGAGACUCGCUAUUUGAUCCUGGGAAUAACCAGUAUAUCAAUGGAAGCAAACCAAGUGCAACCAGCAACAGGCCAUAUGGCGAAACCUUCUUCAAGCACCCCACUGGACGAGUUUGCGAUGGCCGAAUAGUCCCCGAUCUUAUUGCUUUGUUUGCAAAGCUGCCAAUUCUUCCACCAUAUCUACAGCCUGGUGAGCAUAAUUUUACUGAUGGGACCAACUUUGCAUCUGCUGGUGCUGGAGUUCUUGAUUCUACACAUUCUGGAACGAUAAACCUAAAUCUGCAGCUAAGCUAUUUCAAGAACGUGGACAAGUGGUUGAGGCAGAAAAUAGGAGAUGCAGAGGCCAAGAAGGUGGUGAUGAGAGCUGUUUACUUGUUCAGCAUUGGAGGCAACGAUUACUUUAGCUUCUCCACGGAAAACCCCAAUGUAACUGCCUCCCACCAGAAGGAGUACGUCGGAAUGGUGAUUGGCAACUUAACAAAUGUUCUCAAAGAAGUAUACAAAAUGGGAGGAAGGAAUAUCGCAUUUCAGAAUGCGGGGCCUUUGGGCUGCACACCGGGCACAAAAGCUAUGAACACUAGUCUCGGUGGAAAUUGUGAUGAAUUACCCUCAGCUCUAGCAAGACGACACAAUAAAAUGCUGUCACGCACCCUCAAAAGAUUAGAGAGCCAAUUACCGGGAUUCAAAUAUUCGAUAUUCGAUUACUACAAUUCACUCUACGAUAGGGUUUUCAACCCCGCCAAAUACGGUUUCAAGGAAGGAAAAGCAGCAUGUUGUGGCAGUGGAGCAUACAGAGGAAAGGACUGUGGAGGAAACAAUGGAACAACAGGUUAUGAGUUAUGUAGCAAUCCUUAUGAGUAUGUGUGGUUUGAUCAAGCUCAUACCACUGAAGGGUGUAAUUGGCAAUUGGCCAAGUUGUUGUGGGAAGGGAGUCCCAAGGUCAUAGGGCCUUACAAUUUAAAGCAACUAUUCAACAUGUAA